GCUGGGGGAUGUGCCCUCUGGGCUGGUGCUCUUUAUUAUCAUGUCUCUCUUCUUCCUUUCAGUAAUUUAUUUCUAAUGUAGGCAGACAAACCUACAGUAAUGUCGAUGAUUUGGGAUAAUCAGACAGCAUUCAUAUUUUUCAUGGAAAAGUUCGUCGUUAGUUAAGCUAGCAUAGCUCAGUAAUUAGCGGUUUAUUUUCAGGGUCCGAAAAGAAAUGGAGACGCGGCUCUCGGAGCUUUUCGGGGCAGGUUCCGCUUUUAAACCUCCAGGAAGCGGGUCGGCUUCAAAUAAUCCCGCCGCAGUGGCUCCGAAAAAGGCGCUUGCAAAAAAUGGCAAAAAGGCAAAGAGUCGCUCUGCCAGAUAUCCCAAAUCGAGCAAUAACCCGCCAUAUCUACCUCCGGAGGCUGAAGAGGGAAAUAUAGAGUACAAGCUGAAGCUGGUGAACCCCACGCAGUAUCGCUUUGAGCACCUGGCCACACAGAUGAAAUGGAGGCUGCAGGAAGGCAGGGGAGAGGCCGUGUAUCAAAUCGGCGUGGAAGACAACGGCUUGCUGGUCGGAUUAUCCGAGGCAGAUAUGAGAGCCUCGCUCCGGACCCUCCGCAUGAUGGCUGAGAAGGUGGGUGCUGACAUUACAGUUCUCAGAGAGAGGGAGGUGGAUUAUGACUCGGAGGAGCCGCGAAAAAUCGCAGAAGUCCUCGUCAGGAAAGUGCCAGAUGACCAGCAGUUCCUGGACCUACGGGUAGCUGUGCUGGGUAACGUGGACUCGGGGAAGUCCACUCUCCUUGGCGUGCUUACUCAAGGGGAGCUGGACAACGGUAGGGGCAGAGCACGACUAAACCUCUUUAGGCAUCUCCAUGAGAUUCAGACAGGAAGGACCUCCAGUAUCAGCUUUGAGAUCCUGGGCUUUAAUAGCAAAGGAGAGGUGGUCAAUUACAGCGAGUCACGGACGGCAGAGGAAAUUUGCGAGAGCGCCUCAAAAAUGAUAACCUUCAUAGACUUGGCUGGUCAUCAUAAAUAUCUGAAGACUACCAUCUUUGGCCUCACCAGCUAUUGCCCUGACUUUGCCAUGCUGGUGGUCAGCGCAAACACUGGCAUCGUGGGCACCACGCGGGAGCACCUCGGCCUGGCGAUGGCUCUGAAGGUGCCGAUCUUCAUCGUGGUCAGUAAGGUGGACCUGUGCACAAAAGGCACGGUGGAGAGAACUGUACGGCAGCUGGAGCGUGUCCUCAAGCAGCCCGGCUGCAACAAAAUUCCACUGGUGGUGAACAACGAAGACGACGCCGUCACUGCAGCCCAGCAGUUCGCACAGUCUCCCAGCGUCACGCCGGUCUUCACGUUGUCCAGCGUAUCGGGGGAGAACCUAGAGCUGCUCAAGGUGUUCUUUAACAUUCUGCCUCCCCUCAGCAACAGCAAAGAGCAGGAGGAGCUCAUGCAGCAACUCACCGAGUUCCAGGUUGAUGAGAUUUAUACAGUGCCUGAUGUUGGGACUGUAGUAGGUGGAACUCUCUACAGCGGGAUCUGCCGAGAGGGGGAGCAGUUAGCGGUAGGGCCGAUGGAUGACGGCCAGUUCUGCGAUCUCACCGUGUGCAGCAUCCAGAGAAACCGAUCAGCGUGCAGAGUGCUUCGGGCAGGACAGGCAGCUACACUGGCACUGGGCGAGUUUGACCGCUCGUUGUUACGAAAGGGAAUGGUGAUGGUGAGUCCGGAGAUGAAUCCCACUAUCUGCUGGAUGUUUGAAGCUGAGAUUGUAUUGCUCUUUCAUGCUAAGACUUUCCACAAGGGCUUCCAAGUGACAGUGCACGUGGGCAACGUGAGACAGACGGCCACAGUGGAGGCUCUGCAAGGGAAGGAGGAGCUGCGCACAGGUGAGAAAGCAGUGGCACGCUUCAAGUUCAUCAAGCAUCCAGAGUACCUCAAAGUGGGAGCCAAGCUACUUUUUAGACACGGAGUUACCAAAGGCAUUGGACAAGUCACCAAACUACAGCCCUUGUCCCAGUACCAGCACCAAGCAUAGAGACUCAUUCUUGUCCUUUCUGUCUCUGACUCUUCCAGCUCAGAGGAUACAAGCACAGCAUACUAUAAUACACCAGUCCUUUAGUCAUCCUCAGAGUCCUUUUUUUGUGGGGGGAGACCCCUCCAAUGUAAUUUACACUUCCUUUUCUUUUACCAAAGCCUUUCCUCCACUGACCUCAAGCCUUUUUUUUAGUCUGGUUGUCAAGAUAUUUAGUCUGGUUGUCUUUUUUUUUUUUUUUUAAAGAAAUGUUUUUUAACUAUGGCAAUAGGAAUAUAUGAAGUGAGCUGGUCCUGUUUUAAGCGUUUGAAUGCAAUGGUCACCAUAUCAAGGCUGGAUUUGAAGUAGAUGUCUAGUAGCUGUUCUUGUCGCUAUGAGUGGACACGUAGCCAUUUGGGGUUUGUUUUUAAAGUGAAUGUCAAACUAACUGACUGGCUAAAAGUUAAAUGAUCACUGAAAGCUAAUGCUGCCAGUCCCAUGCUGUUUACCUCAUCAGCAUGGUUUGUUUGUCUUGUCCCUUUUUAAAGACUUCUAAUGAGCUUCUUGCACAAACAGUUCACACUCAAUUGCCACGAUAUGCCAAGUGAAAGCAUGACCAUGUUCCAUCAUCCCCUUCAGAAUUUAGUCCCAGCCCUAAUUUCACACGUGUGUUGGAAUUAAACUCUGCAGCUUGGUAGAUCUCCAGGAACCUGGAGGUAUCCAAACCCUUCCGUUAAGAAUGAAAGGCAACAGACUUCAGGAUCUUGGGAGGCCUUUUUGAAUGAGAGCUAACUUCUCAUAGAUGUUGAAAAUCCUCUGUCGCCAAUUUGUCUUCACAUGUGUACUAAAGCGUAAGGUGUUCAGUAUUUAAAUGGCAGCUACAACGAUAACAGUUUCAGCACUAUCUUUUCAACCAACUUUUAAAAGGAAAUGCCAGCACUGUUAGCUUUAAACCUGCUAAUAGUCUCUGUUGUCUUCUGUAAAAUGAUGACCGGUAUUAAACAAGGCACUUUAACGUAGUGACAGGCUCACGCUUCACAGGGCUGAAUGUUUCAGCGCGACGAGACACGCUGAAGACGUCUCGCACUGCCUUACUGUCACGCGGUUGGUUCUCUGUGCUUCGCUGUUGCCGAAUACCACUUCCUAUAUGACUGUAUCAUGUUUUUGUUUGUUUUUUUUGUCAAUUAAGUUGAUAUUCUUGCCUACACUCAAGUGCUUUAGUUGCUCAGGAAGUGUUGCAUGUUCCUCUUUCACACUGACCCUAGAUCAAGAGAAGUAGAUGUCAACUUGAGCAGCGCCUCCCUCAAAGCAUCUCCGCUGCUCUUUUACUGAUUAUGCAAAACGUCCUGCAGGCCUCAGGUGGGUUUUUCCCCCCCCUGAUCUUUUAUGUCACUGAUUUUUAUCUUGUUCACAAUCUUAUUUUCUUUAGGUUACUGAUAUCAGAGGUGCUCUUUUGUAGUGCCUUGUGUCCGACAAGCUCCUUGGCGAAGUCGGACAUCGAACCCCACACGAUUUUGUAGCUUUUUAACUUGGUGCUAAACCUUUUACUAUUAAGAACAUAAACAGGGUUGAUCGAAUAGUUUCUAAAUUAUGUGUCUGUCUGAAACAACUAGUUUAUCCAUGUCAAGUUCUUUUAUGUACCACGUUAAGGCACAAUGUUAACACCUUUUAGUAUGUGUUUCUUGUGCAAUUUUAGAGGUGAGGGGGGGAAUGCAUUUAAACCAAAAUGAAAAAAAAAAUUAAUAAACUAGUUAUUUCUA
This is a messenger RNA of Ictalurus punctatus (channel catfish), 3750 nucleotides long. RefSeq names its product GTP binding protein 2a (gene gtpbp2a). The record is from RefSeq and is a predicted model, not a curated record. Lineage: Eukaryota; Metazoa; Chordata; Actinopteri; Siluriformes; Ictaluridae. Gene Ontology annotation, molecular function: GTPase activity; GTP binding; translation elongation factor activity. Gene Ontology annotation, biological process: translational elongation. The coding region runs from base 215 to 2014 and encodes 599 amino acids. The transcript has 12 exons.